This is a messenger RNA of Harpia harpyja (harpy eagle), 1615 nucleotides long. RefSeq names its product NADH:ubiquinone oxidoreductase core subunit V1 (gene NDUFV1). Lineage: Eukaryota; Metazoa; Chordata; Aves; Accipitriformes; Accipitridae. Gene Ontology annotation, molecular function: NAD binding; 4 iron, 4 sulfur cluster binding; NADH dehydrogenase (ubiquinone) activity. The record is from RefSeq and is a predicted model, not a curated record. The transcript is spliced from 10 exons. Gene Ontology annotation, biological process: mitochondrial electron transport, NADH to ubiquinone. Bases 91 to 1464 code for a protein of 457 amino acids.
CGCCGCUGACGUCACCGCCGGCGCGACGCUGCGGGGGCGACUGAAGGUGACGGUGGUCCCGGUGGUCCCGGUGCCGGUGUCCGCCCCGCCAUGGCCGCCCGGCAGCUCCUAGCGCUGCGGCGCCUGCCCGCCGCCUCCUUCUCGACGGCGCCCAAGAAGACGCAGUUCGGGUCGCUGCGGGACGAGGACCGGAUCUUCACCAACCUCUACGGGCGGCACGACUGGAGGCUGCGGGGGGCCCUGCGCCGCGGCGACUGGUACAAGACGAAGGAGAUCCUGCUCAAGGGGGUGGACUGGAUCCUCGGUGAGAUCAAGACCUCGGGGCUGCGGGGUCGCGGCGGCGCCGGUUUCCCCACCGGCCUCAAGUGGAGCUUCAUGAACAAGCCCCCGGACGGCAGGCCCAAGUACCUGGUGGUGAACGCGGACGAGGGGGAGCCGGGCACCUGUAAGGACCGGGAGAUCAUGCGCCACGACCCCCACAAGCUGGUGGAGGGCUGCCUGGUGGCGGGACGCGCCAUGGGCGCCCGCGCCGCUUACAUCUACAUCCGCGGUGAGUUCUACAACGAAGCCUCCAACCUACAGGUGGCCAUCCGGGAAGCUUACGAAGCCGGGCUGCUGGGACGGGAUGCCUGCGGCUCGGGGUACGCCUUCGAUGUCUUCGUGGUGAGGGGUGCCGGAGCCUACAUCUGCGGGGAGGAGACGGCGCUGAUCGAGUCCAUCGAGGGCAAGCAGGGCAAGCCGCGCCUGAAGCCCCCCUUCCCCGCCGACGUGGGUGUUUUCGGCUGCCCCACCACGGUGGCCAAUGUGGAGACAGUGGCCGUAGCCCCCACCAUCUGCCGGCGCGGGGGCGCCUGGUUCGCCAGCUUCGGGCGGGAGCGCAACUCGGGGACGAAACUCUUCAACAUCUCGGGUCACGUCAACAACCCCUGCACCGUGGAGGAGGAGAUGUCGGUGCCUCUGAAGGAGCUCAUCGAGAAGCAUGCCAGGGGUGUCCGUGGGGGCUGGGACAACCUGCUGGCUGUCAUCCCGGGGGGUUCCUCCACGCCGCUGCUCCCCAAGUCGGUGUGCGAGACCGUGCUGAUGGACUUCGAUUCCCUGGUGCAGGCGCAGAGCGGGCUCGGCACGGCCGCCGUCAUCGUCAUGGACAAAUCGACCGAUGUCGUUAAAGCUAUUGCUCGCCUCAUCGAGUUUUACAAGCACGAGAGCUGCGGGCAGUGCACCCCGUGCCGGGAAGGCGUCGACUGGAUGAACAAGGUCAUGGCGCGGUUCGUGCAGGGCAACGCGCAGGUGGCCGAGAUCGACGCGCUGUGGGAGAUCAGCAAGCAGAUCGAGGGCCACACCAUCUGCGCCCUGGGCGACGGCGCAGCCUGGCCCGUGCAGGGCCUCAUCCGCCACUUCCGACCCGAGCUGGAGGAGAGGAUGCGGCGCUACGGGGAGGCCAAAGCCCGAGCGGCAUCGGCGUAAGGAGCCAGCGGUGGAGCAAGGGCUGCCGGCAGCAGUGACCCUGCCCUGUCCUGCCUGGGGUGGCGGUGGGGCACUUCUUGGGGGUGCGGGGCUUCUCACAGCUUUUUGUGGGGCUGUGUUGAGGGGUCCCCGAUAAACGCUGCUGUGCUCA